This is a messenger RNA of Chironomus riparius, 1200 nucleotides long. NCBI's taxonomy places the organism in Eukaryota, Metazoa, Arthropoda, Insecta, Diptera, Chironomidae. The record is from the annotation of a GenBank genome assembly.
AUGUUCUACGAAAAUAAUUACGCGGGCUCAAGCAAUCAAAAUUACAGCACUAACUAUGAAUAUCAGCAACGAUCACAGUAUCAAGUGAAUUAUCAAGCCGUGGAAUCAAAUGGUUAUCAAGAAGACAUCAACAAAUGCUUGAGUUAUGUUAACAGUGAUUAUAACUCAUAUGAACCAUCCAAAACUUACGAUUCAACAACUUAUUUGGGUAAUUCACAAGAAUGCUCGACUAAAGAUUCAGGCAUAGAAGCAGAUUUAGAGAAUAAUUCUGCAAAUACUUCUGACAAGAAAUUGCACACACAUCAGAAUAAGCUUGAAGAGGAUGAUUGUCAGUUAUGCCGUGAUACAACAGUUUAUUUGCUAUCAACACCGUUCAUUAAUUACUUUGAUUACAAGUUUGCAGCACCUGAUUCAAAUUCAGUUUCAUUGAGUUCUGAUGAAAUUAAUUAUAUUGAAUACAAGUUGCUGAAUAACUUUCAAUUCGCUACGCCAAAGAAGUUUAUGCAUCAGGAUUUGUUUAAUGGCUACUUUAUUCAUCCAAGUAUGUUUGUUGAGGAUAUGCGUAAUGUAAGGACAGACUUUGAAUAUAAUGGAAGUACAGUAGACAAUUCAGAACAAAAGAUGCUGCGUGAAAAUGAGAUGCAACGACUAUAUCCAAUGACUCAACAUUAUGACUAUAAAAACGAACUUUAUAGUUUUCACCCUAAUGCAAACUCAACUCCGGCUAAGUAUCUCUACGAUCAGCAGCAGCAACAACAACAACAGUUUUGCCAUGUCAGCAGCCCAAAUCAAUAUGUGCAAAGUAACGGAUUACCUUGGAAGAAACCUGUCGUUUUAGAUCCACGAUUGUCUGCUAAUUAUGAUGCUGUUUUUCCAUCACUCGAUGUUGAUUCCAACAACUACAAUUACGAUAAGCAAUCAACUAGUAUUAAUGCAAUGGAUAAUAAUUAUGUAUUUUAUUACUGCGUUUUUUGCAAGAAUAAUGGAGAAUCUCCAAAGAUUUACAAGACUCAUAUUCUACGGGAUUUCAUCGGACGUAUAUGCUGCCCAAAACUCCGACGAUAUAGCUGUCCGAUCUGUGGAGCUACUGGAGAUACCGGUAUAUUUUUAUUCUUGUCUAAGGUCGUUUGUUUAAUUGCAUGCAAAAGAUCUCUGGUUUGCUUGAAAAAUUCUCAAACUCAAGCUCUUGUUUGCAUUUAG